Funneliformis caledonium is the source of this 465-nucleotide messenger RNA. Lineage: Eukaryota; Fungi; Glomeromycota; Glomeromycetes; Glomerales; Glomeraceae. The record is from the annotation of a GenBank genome assembly.
AUGAGACAAUGGGAUAGAGAAAAUGAUUAUAGUAUUACUUCUGUUUCUGGUAAAAUUUCUUCACAUGCUUUAGUUUUUUGUUGGUCACAUAUAGAACCAUUCGAUAGGAAAAUAGACGCUUAUAUUAAAGAUCUUGAAAUCAUUGAUAUGAUACGAGGAAAGAGACAACAAAAAGCACGUCAGCUUCUUGACAGAUAUCGUGAGGCAAGUAAAAACUUUCCGCUACAAUGGUGGCGUGACAAUCGUAAGCCUGCUCAGUCUUUUGUCAUUCAAGGCUGUUCGCUGAGCCACAAGCCAGUGUUAGAGCACAAGACAGAUCGUGAUAUCGUGAAAUUCUGGGAAAAGGAAUGUGUACGCAAACAAGUUCACCUACACCAGCGAAUAGGAGCUGUAAAUGGAGUCAACAGAACAGUUAACAGGGAAAAGUUAAAACGAACAGCAAUCCAUUUAUCAGAAGAUCACUGA